Messenger RNA from Exserohilum turcica Et28A, 908 nucleotides. RefSeq lists its product as uncharacterized. The coding region runs from base 16 to 585 and encodes 189 amino acids. Gene Ontology annotation, molecular function: 2',3'-cyclic-nucleotide 3'-phosphodiesterase activity. Lineage: Eukaryota; Fungi; Ascomycota; Dothideomycetes; Pleosporales; Pleosporaceae. The record is from RefSeq and is a predicted model, not a curated record. Gene Ontology annotation, biological process: cyclic nucleotide metabolic process. The transcript is spliced from 2 exons.
GCUUUUCAAACAAACAUGCCGGGUUCAUCGCUUUGGCUGCUGCCACCAGCGGACCACCCGCUGAACAAAGUCCUGCCGGGGCUCAUCGACCAAACAUCCAAGUCGUUCGGUUCCCCGCACCGCUUCCUUCCGCACGUCACCUUGACUUCGGAGAUAUCGCCAUCCAAAUACGGUUCGGAUGGCCCGGCUUGGUUGAGCGCUCUCGACCUAGGCCCAGCAAAGGACGUUCGGGUCAACCUUGAGCGUCUUGGCAGCGAUGAUUUCUUUUUCCGCAAGCUUUACAUCAAAUGCGAAAAGGACGGCGGGUUGAAGACGCUAGCAAAGCAGUGCAGGAAACACGUCGAUGGCUAUGCGGACGAGAAAACAGCCCAAGACUGGGCCAAAGAGGCGUAUAUGCCGCAUGUCAGUUUGAUGUACCAUGACUGUCCCCAGGUAGAUGAAAAGGAGCUAGUGGCAGUGGACACGCUUGAGGUUAAGCUCGGCGGAACCGGAGACAUGAGCGGCUGGGUCGGUGGCAGAGUGGUGCUUGUUCCGACCGACAAACCCAUUGAUCAAUGGGUACCCAUAGCCGAACGGGUGAUUUGAUCAGGAGUGAAUUUGUUGCGAAACAAGGUACAAUGGCAGCAGUAUUCAAUGCAAGACGAACGAAGAUCAAUUCAAUGUUGGUCGUUAUUAAGCUAAUAUUACAAUGUCAUAGGAAGUUGUCCUUGGUAUCUCGCUUCCAAGUGUGCUGGUUGCGUCAUGUCGUAGCGGUAUGCAUUUAUUUGAAAAAGCCGGCCUUUCCGUCCCCAUCGGCGUCCACCUCUGCGAGAAAAGUAAGUAAGCGGCCUCUCUAAGUAGGCAUUAUAUAUACGUACUAGGGUUGAGCUUGUCCAUGAGGCUGGGUUUGUGUUUACCUGUCUAAUGUU